Molecule: messenger RNA, 1341 nt
Organism: Aspergillus steynii IBT 23096
Lineage: Eukaryota; Fungi; Ascomycota; Eurotiomycetes; Eurotiales; Aspergillaceae
Exons: 1
Coding region: 24-1265 (413 amino acids)
Source: RefSeq, a predicted model, not a curated record
CCCAAACAAGCAUCUCACCAGCCAUGUUUGGCCCGCCAAAGAGGCCCGAUUCCAAAGAUCUCAAGGUCAACCUCGCCGCCCCGCCCGCCUGGACCUUUGCCCCUGGCGACAGCAUCAUCGGCACCGUCGUACGCCACACAUCGAUCGUCAGUCCCGAGGCAACAAUUCAGCUAACCCUACGGGGAGCUACCGAGACCAGGACACUUGAAAGAUCCGGCAAUCAGAGUGAAGACCGUGUCAGUCGGUGGGACCUCUUAGACCCAAAGACGAUUGACCUCUUUCGGGGACCUUUGCAUCUCCCCGAAGGUAGUGAAGAAUGCCUAACAUUCCCAUUUGAGGUGAAUAUCCCGCCCGGGCCGUCUGUCACACAGAUUAGACGCCGUAAAAAUGAGUCAAGUUAUCUGCCCGUCGACCAGGAAAGCGUGGAGCAGCACAUCCUCCCCGGGACGUUCUUCGAGAGCAACAACGGCGACUCGAGUGGAAUGGUCAAAUACACCCUAGAAGUUGAAAUGCGAUACCGUCGCGGUGGCGGAUAUUUCACGAAUAAAGAUACAUGUCCUGUUGUUAUCCGACAUACUGCGCUGGACCCUCCGCUAGUACAUUACGAGAUGAUCAAGCAUACGACAAACACACGCAUUCACAACCACCGGUUAGUGACCGGAACAGGGCAGUUAUCCUUCCGACAAAAGAUGCAGAACAUCUACGGGUCUUCUAAAGUCCCUGAAUUCACGUACAGAGUCGAGGUCAGCGCGCCCAAGGCCGUGCAGCUAGACCACCCCGUCCCAAUCCCGCUGGCUGUCAAUAUCGUGUGCGUCCCAGACAAGACCAGCCCGGCGCUACAAGACGCGGUGGUUAAAGUCACAUUGCAGUCGAUUCGCGUCACUAUCGCCGCCAUGACAUCCGUCUAUGUUCGCGGAGACUCGGGGCCCAAGUCUCUCAGUGACUUUUGGCGCAAGCAUCACACUCUCGAUAUUAAGACUACCCUGCCCAAUUCUCAGAACCCAGUUGCAUUUCAAGUCGGGCAGGAAAGUCGUCCUUUCGACGUUGGGAGUAUAUGUCGGCUUUAUUUAGGGUCGGAUAGCUUCCGGAAGAGUCCUCAGAGGCAGCAUUUCCACGGCAUAUCUGUGCGUGCAGUUCAUCCGAGCUUCAAAUCGUAUAUUGUUUGGCAUCGGCAUGAGCUGGAGUGCAACCUCUGCCUUGUCGUUGCAGGUCAGUCCCAGACCGUCACAGUAUGUGGGCCCAUAACAGUCAUGCCUGCGGAUUAGCAAGAUCGACGUCCUAAGCAUGCUACAUGGGUGGAAAGUUCUCUUAAUUUUAUGAAAUAUUCGUUAUACCAGAAAC